CUAAGAAUCGUUACAAACAAUUUAUUUAAUCGUUUUUCCUGCACCGCAUUAUUGUUAUCGAAGGCGAAGUAAUUUAGUUUGCUAUUCGAAGAUAUUUAAAUUACCCCACUUGUAAAAGGUGUAGCACAACGACGUGCGGCGUAAUGCGAGGUUGUUAUCUCAAUUGCCUCGGCGCGCGGCUUCGAAAAGAGACCGUCUCUUUUUCAAAUCACAACCACUUUCCUUAUAUUAACUGAAAUAACCGACGUCAUUGCAUCUGUCAUAAAAUUAAAUUAUAAUAAAUUAUAACAAAUCGUUAUAUCUCAGAGUUUAAUUGACGCGUUAAAAUGUCGAAAGGAAAUUUUAAACAACGACUUUCCCGGAAAUUUAAACGCGAAGAAAUAGAUUUACCCGACGAAAAAGAUUUAAAAAAAGACCUCGAAAUCGAUGAUCACAUAAUCUCAUUGGACGAAUUAUGCGAAAGACACACCACCGAUCCGAUAAAUGGUUUGCAUUCGAUGGUCGCAGAAGAACGAUUAAGAAUCAACGGUCCAAAUUGUUUGGAAUUACCGAAGGGGAAAUCAAGUUGGGCGAUUUUAGCUGCAUACAUGUUUGGGGGUUUUUCAAUGUUGUUGUGGUUAGGAGCUUUUUUAAGUUUCGUAGGAUUUGUUGUAACGUACUUGAAGACUUAUGAAAUGGAGGAGGAGCACUUGUAUUUAGCCGGGUUGUUGAUUACCAUAAAUUUAGUGACGGGUUUUUUUGGAUUUUACCAAGAAUCAGCUAAUGCUAGUGUAAUGCUUGGUUUUCAACGAAUGAUGCCAAAAGCGGCUAGGGUAAUCAGAGAUGGUCAGUUGCAUGAAAUUCCGUGCGAAGAACUCGUUUUGGGCGAUUUGGUUUUUGUUGAGGCAGGAUCUUGCGUUCCCGCCGAUAUUAGAAUAAUCACUUCGAACGUUUUAAAAGUUGAUAAUUCCUCGAUUACUGGAGAAUCCGAGCCUCAACUUCGCACACCAGCCGCGACGGAUAAAAAUCCUUUGGAGACGUCUAAUUUGGCUUUUUAUAGCACGAACGUCGUUGAAGGUAGUGGAUAUGGGAUAAUAGUAGCUUGUGGGAAAGCUACUUUAAUGGGACACAUCGCUGGGUUAGCUUCGACUCUUGUGGCGCAAAUCACUCCGAUACAAAGAGAAAUCAAUUUUUUUAUUAAAAUAAUAACCUGUUUGGCUUUAUUAGCUGGGGGGUUAUGUUUCGUUUUGGCUCUCACUUUGGGUUAUGAUAUUUUUAUGGCUUUUGUGUUUUGUAUUUCGAUAAUAGUCGCGAAUGUCCCCGAGGGAUUAAUGGUGACAUUAACUGCUUCUUUGACUUUAACGGCGAAAAGAAUGGCGAGAAAGAAUUGUUUGGUUAAAAACCUCCAAGCGAUUGAAACUUUAGGCUCAACGAGCGUUAUUUGUUCGGAUAAAACUGGAACGUUGACUCAGAAUCGAAUGACGGUCUCUCACUUUUAUUACGAUGAUAAAAUCGUUGAUGUUCUUGAUGAAGAUUAUGCGUUUGAAGAUAGUGUUGCGUUGUUGAGGUUAUGUCGCGUUGGGAUUUUAUGCAGUAAGGCUACGUAUCAUAACGAAGAUUUGGAUUAUCCGAUUGAGGAGAGGAGGAUAAUCGGGGAUGCGAGUGAGAGUGGGGUUUUUAAAUGUAUGGAUGGGUUGUUCCAAAACGUGUUGGAUCAGCGCGAGGUUUCACCAAAAGUUGCAGAAAUCCCAUUUAACUCAACUAAUAAAUAUCAAGUUUCAAUUCACGACACAUUCCAAGGUUACGUCGUGGUGAUGAAAGGAGCUCCUGAAAGGAUCUUAUCACGCUGCUCAACGAUUGUGAUUCAAGGCCAAAACGUCGAUAUUGGACCAUAUCGAGCUCGCGUCGAUAAAGCGAUGUUGGACAUCGGAUAUAUGGGGGAAAGAGUUCUUGCAUUUGCAGAUUACGAACUUCCUCUUCAACAAUAUCCAAGAAGCUACAAAUUCGACACUCAAAAACAAAAUUUUCCUUUGGAAGGAUUAAGAUUUUGCGGAUUAAUGUCGCUAAUUGAUCCCCCAAAACUCGGGGUUCACGAGGCCGUUUUAAAAUGCAGAACAGCAGGUGUUAAAGUGGUUAUGUUAACCGGGGAUCACCCGGUUACCGCAACAGCCAUUGCAAAAAAAGUCGGAAUUAUCGGCCCUGAUAGCGUAACAGUUUAUGACAUAGCGAUGCAGCGUGGUAUUCCCCUAACUGCAUUAAAACCGGAAGAUCGAGAACGUUGCAACGCAAUCGUUGUUGCCGGACCGGAAUUAAGAGAAAUGGAGGAUUAUCAAAUCGAUGAGAUUAUUCAAACAUACAAAGAGAUCGUUUUCGCGAGGACGAGUCCUCAACAAAAACUUCAAAUAGUUGAGGCGUUUCAAAGAAAUAAUUUUAUAGUUGCAGUGACCGGAGAUGGAGUAAACGAUUCUCCAGCUUUAAAAAAAGCUAAUAUUGGAAUCUCGAUGGGAAUAUCCGGGUCGGAAGUAUCGAAAGAAGCGGCUGAUAUGAUUUUGUUAGACGAUAAUUUCGCAACGAUUGUCACGGGGAUUGAAGAGGGGCGAUUAAUUUUUGAUAACCUCAAAAAGACGAUUGGAUAUCUUUUAACUUCGAAUAUACCGGAAAUAUCGCCGUUUCUUAUGUACGUUUUUAUCAGUAUUCCUCAAGCGUUGAGUGUAAUGGCAAUUAUGGUUAUUGACGUUGGAACUGAUUUAUGGCCAGCAAUUAGUUUAGCUUAUGAAAAACCGGAAGCGGAUAUAAUGAGGCAUGCUCCAAGAGAUCCAAAUAAAGAUACUUUGGUUAAUUUGAAAUUAAUUUUAUUCACUUACGUUCAAAUCGGUGUUGUUCAAGCUUGCGCGAGUUUUUCGUGUUAUUUUUAUAUAAUGGAAAGUUAUGGAUUUUGUUUGGAUCGUCUUCUUGGGAUUCGCGUCGAAUGGGAGGAUAAAUACAACAAUGCCGUUACGGAUUGUUACGGACAAGAGUGGACUUAUUUCGAACGAAGAGUUUUAGAACGAAAAGGAUAUUCCGCGUACUUUAUGUCUUUCGUUUUAACCCAAGUUGCGGAUGUUAUAAUUUGCAAAACACGAAGAUUAUCAAUUUUUCGGCAAGGAAUGAGUAAUUGGGUUCUAAAUUUGGGUUGUAUUUUCGAAAUGGGAUUAGCUGCUUUUGUCGUUUUUUGCCCCUAUGUUAAUCACGCGUUAAGAUUCGAACCGAUCGUUUUGGAUUGUUUAUUACCGGUAAUUCCGUACUGCCUCUUUAUUAUUAUUUACGACGAAAUAAGGAGGUUAAUUAUUAGAAGGAGACCCGGUGGUUGGAUUGAAAGAGAGACUUAUUUCUAA
Molecule: messenger RNA, 3353 nt
Organism: Onthophagus taurus
Lineage: Eukaryota; Metazoa; Arthropoda; Insecta; Coleoptera; Scarabaeidae
Product: sodium/potassium-transporting ATPase subunit alpha
Biological process (GO): proton transmembrane transport; intracellular sodium ion homeostasis; intracellular potassium ion homeostasis
Cellular component (GO): plasma membrane
Molecular function (GO): P-type sodium:potassium-exchanging transporter activity; ATP hydrolysis activity; ATP binding
Source: RefSeq, a predicted model, not a curated record